This is a messenger RNA of Salvia hispanica, 2801 nucleotides long. NCBI's taxonomy places the organism in Eukaryota, Viridiplantae, Streptophyta, Magnoliopsida, Lamiales, Lamiaceae. The record is from RefSeq and is a predicted model, not a curated record.
CAAAGCAGCGGUCCACACUGUUCAACUCCCUAAAUCGCCUCCCCGCCAUUUCUUCCCUUCAACAGAAACCAUGGAAGAAGACGAUUUUCUUCAAUCGCGGAACAAAUCAGAAUGUAACGAUGCUCCAAAUGAGAACGGCGAUAGCACUCUCGCUGAUCCUUGUCCUCGGCGAUCAGAUCGCAUGGCGGCCGACCCUGGCGCAAACCCUAGACCCCGGCGACGCCGCCGAAGCCGCAUCGGAAGCCGCAGGCCCCGUCGCCGCAGCCGCAGAUAACCCCGCGGCUGUGCAAUUCCUCACGCAGGCGAUGUACAAGCGCUUCAACAAUUUCUCCGCCUUCUUCGGCCCCGACGUCAGGAAGCAUCUCCGCUUCUGCAUCAGAGAUAUGGAUGCAGAGUGGGAUAAGGCCUUUAAUUUCUCCAGGAACACCAAAUUUUUGGCGGACUGCAUUACAAAGGACAGAGAGGCUAUGCAGCGGAUGUGCACGGCGGCGGAGAUGAAGUUCUACGGGCAGAGUCUGUUGGGGGGAGGAGGGCUGAGGGGCAGUUAUUAUCUGAGGCCUAACAAGAACUGCAACCUGACGAUGUGGCCGGCAGGUUGCGAGCCCGGAUGGUCGUGCAAUAUCCGGAAAGAAGACAAUAUCAACAUCAAAAAGGACAAAGAGAUACCCUUGAGGAUUAAUGACUGUCAGCCUUGUUGUCCUGGCUUCUUCUGUCCUCAUGGCCUUACUUGCAUGAUCCCCUGCCCGUUGGGAGCUUACUGCCCUCGAGCUCAGCUCAAUAAAGCCACCGGCGUCUGUGAUCCGUACCGCUAUCAACUACCGCCAGGACAAGCCAACCACAGCUGUGGCGGCGCUGAUAUUUGGGCUGAUUUUCAAACUGGCUACGAGUUGUACUGUCCUGGGGGAUUCUACUGUCCAACCACCACCAUAAGAACCCCCUGCAACAAAGGAUUUUUCUGUAGGUCUGGUUCCACUAACCAGAUGCGUUGCUAUCAGCUCGCAGGCUGUGACCAGCAAUCAGAGAAUCAAAACAUCACGGCUUAUGGAUUAAUCUUCUUCGUUGCGAUCACUAUGAUCCUUGUCAUCAUAUACAACUGCUCGGGGCAUGUCCUGAGCGAUCGAGAGAGGAGGCAGGCGAAGUCGAGGGAGGCUGCAGCUAGGAGUGCACGGGAGACUGUCCAGGCUCGGGAGAGAUGGAAGUCGGCCAAAGAUGUUGCACGGAAAGGUGCAGAACUAACGGCACAGUUGUCACGGACAUUCUCGCGGAAGAAGAAUGAGCAGCAUAAAGGGUCUAAAGAUGGUGACCACAAAGGGAAGAAGAAAAAAGAAGACAAUCUCGUGAAGAUGCUGCGUGACAUCGAGGAGAAUCCUGAUAGCGAGGAGGGGUUCAACUUGGAGAUCGGGGACAAGAAUCUGAAGAAGCAGGGGAAGGGGAAGGCGCUGCAAACGCGCAGCCAGAUCUUCAAGUACGCGUACGGACAGAUAGAGAAGGAGAAAGCAUUGCAGGAGCAAACCAAGAACAUGACAUUGUCCGGUGUCAUAUCUGUGGCUUCUGAUAUGGAAUUCUCGAAUAGGCUGCCAAUUGAGGUGUUCUUCAAGGACUUGACUCUCACGUUGAAGGGGAAAAAGAAGCAUCUCUUGAGGUGUGUGACGGGGAAGCUCGCGCCUGGCCAUGUUUCUGCUGUCAUGGGUCCCUCCGGUGCUGGGAAGACGACAUUCCUCUCAGCCUUGUUGGGAAAAGCAGCUGGAUGCACCAUCACCGGCUCUAUCCUCAUCAACGGGAGGAACGAUCCUAUGCAAUCAUACAAAAGAAUUAUUGGUUAUGUUCCUCAAGAUGAUAUAGUUCAUGGAAAUUUGACAGUGGAGGAGAAUCUCUGGUUCAGUGCUAGAUGCAGACUCGCGGCUGAUCUUGACAAAGCAGAGAGAGUUCUUAUUGUUGAGAGAGUAAUCGAGGCCCUGGGGUUGCAGCACAUUAGGGAUUCCGUUUUUGGUGUAGCCCUGCUAACGAAGAUCGCUGCUUUGAGAUCGUUUUCUCUGGACAAGCUGCAUUAUUGGAGGGAGAGAACUGCUGGCAUGAGUAGCUUGGCUUAUUUCCUAGCUAAAGAUUCGGUCGAUCACUUCAACACCAUGAUAAAGCCCGCUGUCUAUCUAUCCAUGUUCUAUUUCUUCAACAAUCCCAGGUCUACCAUUUUCGAAAACUACUUGGUCUUGCUGUGUCUCGUGUACUGCGUUACUGGCAUAGCCUACGUUCUUGCCAUCUACUACGAGCCUUCUCCAGCCCAACUGUGGUCAGUGUUGCUUCCUGUUGUUCUUACGCUCGUUGCCAACCAAGACGCGGCCUCAUUCGCGGCAAAAAUAGGAAAUUUUUGCUACACAAAAUGGGCUCUGGAAGCAUUCCUGCUUACAAAUGCAGAAAGGUAUUCCGGGGUAUGGCUUAUUCAGAGAUGUGGUGCAAUCAAACAGAGAGGCUAUGACCUCGAAGACUACUACCCGUGCUUGGCCUACCUCAUUGCAACCGGUAUUUUCAGUCGAGGGGUGGCCUUUUUCUGUCUGGUCACUUUCCAGAAGAAAUAGUUAUAGAAGAUGUAGCUGGUUUUGAUUUUCUUGCAGCAGAUGUAAAUGGAGGGCAGGGUUCAUAGUUAGGAAAAUUUCCAGACAAGCAUUGUCAUGGCAGGGAGUUAUAGUACUAUGUUGUUGUAUCAUAUUGCACAAAAUUCUUGCCUCUGGGGAUGUAUAUGUGGCCUACCAAUGAGAUGUAAAUAUAGACAAGGAUACUGAUUAAUUAAAAACUUGUUACAUAUA